AUGGCUUCCGGCAGCCAGCUCUCUACGAUGCCAAGUCCGCCCGUCCAUCCACAAGACACGACCGAGGAGACGGCUGCAGCACUCAGAGCUAGCGCCGUGAUCGGCAGAAAGCUGGACGCUUUGCUAGAGCAGAACUUGUUUCAAGAGCAGUUCCCUGCGAUCGGCCAGCAGAUCUCAAAUUUUAGGACUGCCUUCUCUGCAGCCAAGACCGAGUUCAUUGGAGAUUCGUGCCGUCUUCUUCCCCAUAUUCAAGACGGACAAGACAAUGAGAACGACAAGACUGCCGAGCUCCAACUUGCCAUCGCUCUCUUUCGACAGCGUGCCAGAUUCGCUGAGGAUUUCAUCGCCAAAAAGCACGAGGAAGCUAGCACCCUCCAAAGCACCGCCCUCAAGCUGCUGGCAGACGGCUUCCAGAGCCACCUUGGUCGGCCCUCCCUACAGCCGCUGAUCGGCAGCGAGGUGCCAGUUCUGUUACUGUCGUUCGGAGGUCCUUCUAUCGGCCAUUCAAAGCAUCCGCUCCAGACGAAGGUCGAGUCUCGAGCUCUACAAGGCGAUGACCAGAGCAAGGCAGGUGGUGAAGACGUAGGCUGCGAGGAGGAAGAGUGGUUCGAAGAUCAGCAGAUCAUCGCCACGAUCAAGCAAUCCGAGAGAGCACUACGCCAGCGACGCUUGCGGAAAGCCCCAGAUGCCGCAACUGUAUUCGGAGUGGCGAGCAUCGACAAAGCAUCUCGCCCAGGAAAAACAAGCAACACGAGGACUAGUGUUGGCGACAUCGUGCUGGCCGGCCAGGGCAAGCUUCUUAUCGUGACGACAUGGCUCCCCAAGGCUCCAAAGGCUCCGAAGCUAAGCGUCCACGGACAAACCAUUACUGUCGCUUGGCAUCAUGAGCGCGAGUCUCCAGAGGAGCUGGUCAUGCCGACAGUCGGCUUCACUAUCAAGCACCGCCGUCGGCUCAACCCGCUCAAGGAUGGUGCUUUCCCUCGGGCCACCGAGAAUGAGCAGGCCACAGAGGUUGACUGCGGUGCUUCCGACACGAGCGUAGAGCUUUGCUCGCUCUCCGAUGACUGCGACUACGAGGUUGCGCUCAACGUACAAACAACGGUGGGCGUCUCAGAAUGGAGUGUCUUCUCCGUGGCCCGUACAGCCAGGCUGCCGUCGGUCGUUUCUGAGAUGGUGGACUUCUUCGACAAGAACAAGCUAGCACUCUCGAAAACCGACCCUGGAACGCAGGACAAGCCUUGGGAACUGGAUGCUUCCAGCAAUGGCUGUCGCAAGCAAACCCUCUUCCUGGGUCUCACCGAAUCAUCGCGGCGCUGUAGCAGGGAUGGGCUAUUUCAAAACGAGGUUGCCAUCCGCAUCGCCGAUGUCGCUGCCGCAUUCAAACCCGAGAUCAAGGCUGCUCCUAUUGAUGACCACGACAAUACCGUGGUGGCCGUUUUCGCGGGAACCAGCGGACAUGGCAAGAGCACUGAGAUUAACGCAUUCGUUUCGUUCCUUUUGGGCGGCGAGGUAGACGAUCCGACGAGGAUCAUGGUCGUGGACGACCGCGGGAUCCCACAGUCGGGGUCAGUGACGCAAAUGGUCACCUGCUUCAGGAUCCGACCGUUCUCCCCCCUGUUCCAGGGCAAAACACUGCUCAUCGUCGACACGCCAGGCUACGGCGAUUCCCGAGGCAUCAGCCGCGACGCCUUUGUCACAGCAGCCAUGUCCGAGUUCUUCAACACGAUCAAGCAUGUCAACGCCAUCAUCUUCACUUGUCGCGCCAACGAGGCGCGCACUACCUUUCUAGGCCUCAUCUCGACCUACGUCUUCUCCCUCUUUGCCAAGGAUGCUCGCAGCUGUCUACGUACCAUUUAUACCUUCAGCGACGCUGGAAUCCCGCUUGCUCGCGGCGCCCUCACCGAACUAGGGUGGCCGGUCGAGAACGGCGAGAUUUCAGUCAACAAUAGCGCAUUCACCAUGGAGCUGGAUGGCGGCCAGGACGACCGAGCGGUCCGCGAGGGCUGGAUCCAGUCCGUCAGGGGCCAAUUCCAGCUGAUCCAGGCUCUCCUUCGCGCGCCAGCCAUACCAACGGAGAAGAGCGCUCAGGUGACGAAAAAUCGCGUCUUGCUUGAGCAGCAAUGCGAGCUUGCGGAGAAGAAGAUUCUCCGUACUGCCAACGAUGCCCAGCAGCUGAACGCCCACAUGGGUGCACUCGCCGAGGCCGUCGGAGCAGCUCCGGGCGAAAAGAUCGAGGUGACCGAGGUCCGGGCGGCCCACAGGCCCAUCACAAACGGCAAGGCAACAACCCUUUGCCUCGACUGCCACAUUACGUGCCAUGAAAUCUGCAAACUCUAUAAUGAUGAAGACAAAGCAAAAUGCUCUAGUAUGAGGAACGGCAAGUGUACAGUAUGCGAGGGAGAGUGUGACUGGGACAGACACAAAAACGCCACAUUCACCAUCACCGCCCAUCCAUACACCACCUGGGUGGUGCCUGAGGACUUGAUCCGUCACUGGAGCUCCAACAAUAACACACUUGAAGGUGCUCUCAUCACUGCCAUGGACACAUACCUCAAGUUUCAGGAAAACCUACGGCGCGAUAUCCUGGACCUUGCCACGCUGAGCGAAGAGCUCACAAAGACGGCCCUCCUCCACGACCCGACCAACUUGAUCAAGUACAUCGACACGAUUAUCCAGACGUCGCGGGUGCAGGGCGCCCCCGCCACGCACCUGGUCCAGCUGGCCACGGCCAGAAACACCCUGGUCCUUGUGCGCGAGGUCAAGGCCAAGGGACAGUGGGCGACUCGGGACCCGAUGAUCCUAGCUCAGGUCAUAGGCUCCGUCCGCAAGGAGAUGGACCGGAGAAUGAAGCUCUCCCCUAAAGAGCGGGCGGCGGAGGAGGAGAGGCCGUGCAGCCUGUACAACGAUCUUCGCGACGGCCUGCCCGCCGAGAUCAAGAGCAAGGCCCCGCCCAAGCUCGAGGGGCGAGGCUUGAGGUCGAACGGCGCGCUCUAUCCGGAGAAUCUGAAGGCGAUCGUGAAGCUGGUGCAGCUCGUGCUGACGGACGGCGGCGUCGUGGCUGCGCUGGCCGCUUCGGGUCAUAAACUGGAGAAGUGA
Messenger RNA from Gaeumannomyces tritici R3-111a-1, 3096 nucleotides. RefSeq lists its product as hypothetical. The record is from RefSeq and is a predicted model, not a curated record. Bases 1 to 3096 code for a protein of 1031 amino acids. Gene Ontology annotation, molecular function: protein binding. Lineage: Eukaryota; Fungi; Ascomycota; Sordariomycetes; Magnaporthales; Magnaporthaceae. The transcript has a single exon.